AUGUGCGCGGCCACCAGCAAGAUACGCGAUUUAACGCUAGAACACUUCGCGCAGCAGCUGCAUCCAUCCGGCUGUCGAUCCGGGCUUGCCAGUAGCGGUACGGCCAACAGCCGAGAAGGAUCGAAAUAUUUGGAACAGUGCACAAGUCGCGGUUCGCACACACCGUCACCGACCCUGUUUAACUCUCUUCUACUCUCGCAGCAUUUCCGUGUACUGUCCUACAUCAUCGGUUGCGCAUUCGCAUUUACCGCCCUCUGUCCGCUUGCCGAAGGUGGCAAGAUACUGUUCCUGGUGCCCUUCCCAGCUCCAUCCCAUUGGCUAUGGAUAGAACAUUUCGUAAAGGAAUUGCUUUCCCGAGGGCACGAAGUAACGGCCAUCACUAACUUCGCCAUGAAGGAACCACAUCGAAACUAUACCGAAGUACUGAUCGAUCCACCAUAUGACAUACCGUACUACUUUCCCGUGUCGGACAUAUACGAAUCGAAGUACAACAGUGAUCUGAACAAUCUGUUCCUUUACUGGCGGGUGGGCCUCUCGACGACGCAGUACGCACUGGAGAACGAAAACGUACAACAGUUUAUCGAGCAGGAUGAUACCGACUUCGACGUGAUCAUCUCGGAGCAAUUCUACCAGGAGGCAUUCUUAAUGUUUGCCCACAAGUAUCGGGCACCGAUUGUGACACUUUGUACUCUGGGUCACGCUAAUCAUAUUGAUCAAGCUAUGGGGCUCGUCACGCCAUGGUCAUUUGUACCGCAUCCGGUGCUACUGCUAUCCGACGAUAUGACGUUCUCCCAGCGUUGUUACAACUUUUGGAUCUCGCUUGUUGAUCUGCUGAUCCGUCAAUUCUACUACAUCCCGCAACAGAACAAGUUGGCCCAGAUACAUUUUGCGCGGAUUGAAGGUCCUGAGCUGAUGCCCUCGAUUCAAGAUCUGGAGAAAUCCAUCUCCGCCAUAUUGGUAAACAGUCACCUUUCGACGUCACCACCACGUCCCACCAUUCCGGGUUUGGUAAAUGUGGCCGGAGCACAUAUCAAGCCCGCAAAAGAGCUACCCGAGGACAUUAAGAAGUUUCUCGACGGUGCCAAGGAGGGCGUCAUAUUCUUCAGCCUCGGCUCGUACAUGAAAAGUGCGGACAUGCCGAAAGAUAAAAUGAAGGCGUUUCUGGAGGUGUUCCGGAAUCUGAAGCAGCGAGUGCUGUGGAAGUACGAAAACGAAGACAUUGCGCGGUUGCCGAAGAAUGUGAUGGUACGCAAAUGGUUACCGCAGAGCGACAUCCUCGCCCAUCCGAAGGUCGUGCUAUUCAUCACGCACGGUGGCAUGUUUGGCAGCCAGGAAGGCAUCUACCGUGGUGUCCCGAUGCUGUACAUACCGUUCUACGGCGAUCAGCAUCGUAAUGCGCUAAAGGCGGAACAGGCCGGUUAUGCGUUAACGUUGAACUUUGCGGAAGUGAACGUCAUAACGCUUGGGUCGCGCAUCAACGAACUGCUCACCAACCCUACGUUCAUGAAGCAGGCUAAACGAGCGUCGGACCUUUUCCGGGACAAUGUGGUACCGCCGAUGCAGGAAGCGAUGCACUGGAUCGAGUACGUGAUAAGGCACAAGGGUGCCAAGCAUCUGAAAACCAAAGCCAUCGAACUAUCCUGGCCACAGUACCUGAUGCUUGAUGUGGUUGGGUUCGUUACGCUAGCGUUCCUACUACUGGCGGCCAUAUUUUACAAGGUGGUCGGCCUCUUCCUAACGCCACCAAAGCCGAAAGCAAAACCAAAGACUCGCGACACAAUGCUCGGGAUGCGAAAGCCGAAGCUGAACUAA
This is a messenger RNA of Anopheles marshallii, 1812 nucleotides long. RefSeq names its product UDP-glycosyltransferase UGT4-like. Gene Ontology annotation, molecular function: UDP-glycosyltransferase activity. The coding region runs from base 1 to 1812 and encodes 603 amino acids. The transcript has 5 exons. Lineage: Eukaryota; Metazoa; Arthropoda; Insecta; Diptera; Culicidae. The record is from RefSeq and is a predicted model, not a curated record.